Messenger RNA from Periophthalmus magnuspinnatus, 2355 nucleotides. It is a transcript of the gene dhrs12, whose product is annotated as dehydrogenase/reductase (SDR family) member 12. NCBI's taxonomy places the organism in Eukaryota, Metazoa, Chordata, Actinopteri, Gobiiformes, Gobiidae. The record is from RefSeq and is a predicted model, not a curated record. Bases 115 to 1071 code for a protein of 318 amino acids. The transcript has 10 exons.
AACGAAAACAAGUCAUUCUUAUGAAACAUUUAAUACUUCUACGCCCUUAAAAGUCGCCGUUUUUCAUUUAGAGAGGAUUUUUUGUCAGUUUUAUGAAGCAGCUGUUUCGCCAAAAUGUCGAUCUAUAGAAAUGCGGUGUGGUUUUUGAAAGGCAUGCAGGAGUAUACGAGGAGCGGUUAUGAGGCUGCAGCAAAGCAUUUUAACCCCUCAGACCUUGAGGUGAAUCUAGGCGGGAGAUCCUUUAUGAUCACUGGAGCAAACAGCGGCAUUGGAAAAGCCACAGCUCAAGAGAUCGCCAGCAGAGGUGGCACUGUUCACAUGGUGUGCAGAAACAAAGGCCGAGCAGAUGCAGCCAAAGACGAGAUUGUAGAAAAGAGCAAAAAUGAGAAUGUCCAUGUCCACAUUCUUGACAUGUCCAAUAUGAAGCAGGUUUGGGAGUUUGCCCAAAACUUUGCACAAAAAAACACACUCCAUGUUCUAAUUAAUAAUGCUGGAUGUAUGAUAAACCAGAGGGAACUGACAGAGGAGGGACUGGAGAAGAACUUUGCCACAAACACACUCGGUACGUAUAUCCUCACCACAGCUUUAAUUCCUCUGUUAAAGCAGGCCACGGACCCCAGAGUGGUCACAGUGUCGUCAGGUGGGAUGCUAACUCAAAAACUCAACAUAGAUGACCUGCAGUUUGAAAAAGGAACAUUUGAUGGGACCAUGGCUUAUGCACAAAACAAGAGGCAGCAGGUGAUCCUCACUGAGAGAUGGGCGGCUCAGCACAAAGAGGUUCACUUCUCCUCCAUGCACCCGGGGUGGGCCGACACUCCAGCGGUCCAGACCUCGAUGCCCUCCUUUCAUGCUAAGAUGCAGUCGAGGCUCCGCACUGAAGCCAUGGGAGCAGACACUGUGGUGUGGUUAGCCGUGUCUGAGGCCGCCUCCAAGCAGAAGAGUGGACAGUUUUUCCAAGACCGUACAGCUGUAUCCACACAUUUACCUCUGGCUGCCUCCAGAUCCUCUCCACAGGACGAAGAAAAGCUCGUGAACAUUUUGGAAGAAUUUGCUCAGAAAUUUAAACCAUAAAUUAUUCUGUCAAAUCUACUUGAAACUAGAGAGCACUAUUUACUGAAAAAUCCAUGUUUACACUUUUACUAAUUCACUUUGAUAUCUGGUUUGGAUUUUAUUAUGAGAGUGAUUUGUAAUGUAAACUAAUAAUCAUGUAAAACAUUCAGUGUUAUGCUUAUAAUUAAAGGUGCACUAAGUAACUUUUCUGAGGGAGGGUCCUAUCUGCUUGUCUCCAUGCAGAAUUUAUUUAAUUUUGAGUGCUUUAUUGCUUCGACUGUGAGCAUGUUGACUUUCCACUGAUCUGUUUAAUGUAGCAGUUCACAAAGUGGGGUACAGAGACCCCUGGGGGCCCCCCUCUGAGGGUUGUCCAUACAAGAAGCAAGAAAGAAAAUUUUACGCAAGAUAUUUGUUUAUCUUAGUAUCAGCCCACACGAAUGAUGUUUCAUCAUAAAUCUAAUUUAACCUCCUGAGACCCGAGCUCUUGCAUGAUAUGCUUUAUUAAUUUCUCUUUGUUAUUUGGGCUGGCUGGGACCUGAUGAGUGUAAACACAAAGAAUUAUCUUUUUACAUUAUGUAGUUUCUGAGAAAAAAUUAUGUAAAUCAAAUGUCCUCAUAUGUGGACAUUUUACUCAUUUUGAUAAAACAUUUGAAUAAUGAUUUACAAAAACUAUUUAUUAAGACCCUGAACACAGCAACAUUUGUCCUGCAUGUAAAAACAAAAUGAGAAACAACAAUUGUGCCUCUUGGAACAAUGUGUCUCUUGUGAAGAGCUGCUGACAGGAACAGGAAGAAAAACAAAAACAAUUAAAAUAAAAUAUUCUAAACUGUUAAAAAUGAAUAUAUAUAAUAUAUUUACAUUGUUGCUGUUCUUGAAUGCUGUUAUUCUUCAUCUAAUAAUUUGCACUGUGGCCUAGAUAAGCCAAAAACGUGUUGUCCACAUAUGAGGACGCCAGGUCUCAGGAGGCUAAAACAUUACAUAUUCUUUUAUAUGUUGUGUAAAACAUUAUUAGAGGGAUGUGAUCUUCGCAUCGAUAGGGGGCCACAGCACAGCAGACUUUGAGAAUGGCUGGUUUAAUGGAAUAGCUCUUGUCAUGUCUUGCCAUUCUUGUCAAAGUAAACAUCUCCAUGGAGACAAGCAGAUGUUGCAGCCACCAAAAGUUAUGCAUUGCAGCUUUAAAAUAUUAUAUUACAUGCUAUUGCUGAAGUGAUUGUUUAUAAUAUGUUGCAAAACUGAAUUUCAAAAUAACAAUAUAUUUCAACUUAUAUUAAGUGUGAAUGUAAAUGACUAAAAUCAAUGUUCUUG